Molecule: messenger RNA, 878 nt
Organism: Scaptodrosophila lebanonensis
Lineage: Eukaryota; Metazoa; Arthropoda; Insecta; Diptera; Drosophilidae
Exons: 1
Coding region: 1-753 (250 amino acids)
Source: RefSeq, a predicted model, not a curated record
AUGACCGACACAAACAAUAGUAAAGACAAAAGCAACCCUAUUAAACGGUCUGGAGAAGAAGACGAGCAGAUGCGUACGGUGCGCGUUUGCACCUAUCUGAGCGAUCUCCGCAAUCGCCUGAAGGAUACGUGUCAGCAGCACAGCUCGGCUAUACAAACUUCGGUGAGCAUCAUUAAAGAGCUCGGAGAUGUGUCCUCGUUGCUUGGCCAAAGCAGUGAACAGAAAGGAUCAAGUCCACAGAGCAUGACGAAGAUCAAGCGUUUGAUUCUCGAGUUUGAGAGUGCGCAAGCGUGCAAUGCAAGUCCCAGCAAAUCUACUGGCCUGGCUCAAAGCGAUCUUGGUGACUUGCGUCAGCUUAUCGGAGACUUCGAACGUCUUAAUCAGAGUCAACUACUCGGUGAGAGUCUUCUUCUCUUUAAUCGUGCUAAAGAGUCCUUCGAACAAAUCGAGACAUUUCUGGAAAAAUUCGGCACAGGCGAUGCUCAGCACCCUUCGCCGCAGGCCAGUAGUAACAGCCUGAGUCUGCGUGAAAAGAUCCAAAUGUUUAACAAAGCGGCCGAGCAGGGAAACAAUACCGCACAUCACUUUGCCUCCUGCUUUAGCAGCAACACCAGCAUGGAGGAAAUCUAUGAGUCGGCAACAGAAAUUAAGCCCAAACAAGCUCCUUCGCAUACCAACUCCAUGGGACAGUCAGGAUACGAAGGAGAUGUGGAUAGUGAGCUGGAUCAACCGGAAAAGUCUAUUAAGAUUUAAUUGACAGAGAAUUUUUCUGGUCCUAAAAACUUUUAAAACUCUCCCAUGCUCUAAUCUGUUCGGUACGUAGGUUCAAUAAAUUGUCAGUUCCAUAAACUAUACAUACAACGAGUACAUACCAUCAA